AGACAAGAGUAAAGAGGCGUGUGAUGGUUCUGCCUUAGUACUUGUACAGGCAGGAGUGUUUCCAGUACUUCUUUGUACAACUCACUGAGGGAAUGGGAAACUGGUUUAUAGCUCUGGAAACAUAAGCACAGUAAGAAUGUCUGAGGCUAUCCGAUGCACUCUCGUGAACUGUAGUUGUCAGUGUUUCAAACCUGGGAAAAUAAAUCAGCGACAAUGUGACCAGUGCCGGCAUGGAUGGGUAGCACAUGCCCUGAGCAAAUUAAGGAUUCCCAACCUCUACCCAUCAAGCCAGGUAGAAAUAGUUCAAUCCAAUGUUGUCUUUGAUAUCAGUAGCCUCAUGUUGUAUGGAACCCAAGCCAUUCCCGUGCGCCUUAAAAUUCUGCUAGAUCGACUUUUCAGUGUUCUGAAGCAGGAAGAGGUGGUACAGAUUCUCCAUGCUCUGGACUGGACACUACAGGAUUAUAUACGUGGAUAUGUGCUACAGGAUGCUUCAGGAAAGGUGCUGGAUCACUGGAGCAUCAUGACCACUGAAGAAGAACUGGCUACUUUGCAGCAGUUUCUUCGUUUUGGAGAAACUAAGUCCAUUGUAGAGCUAAUGGCAAUUCAAGAGAAAGAGGGGCAAUCGAUUAUAAUACCACCACCAACUGCCAAUUUGGAUAUUAGGGCAUUCAUUGAGAGCUGCAAUCAACACAGUCCUAAUUUUUCAGCUUCCUUGGACAAAAUGAGUCCCACCAACAUUCAUCCCUUUGAGAAUAUUGUAAAUAACAUGGCUUUCAUGCUGCCGUUCCAGUUUUUCAGUCCAGUGCCUCCACCUUUGAUAGGUUCAACACCAGAAAGACAUUUGAUUGAGCAAAGUCAAGACUAUAGCAAUGAAACUAAACAGGGCGUUCCGAUACCAUUUUCUGAAAGCAGCUUCUUAACUUCUAGUUCUGCACCAUUUCAAGUUGAGCAUGAGAGGAGCAUAAAUGGUCUAGAUGUCACCACUAAAACAGAAGAUGAUGCCCUUUUAAGUGACUCCAGUUCACAUAAUACAGCAGCAAAGCUUGAAAUGACAGCACUGUCUCCAGAAAACAAAAUUAAAUCUGUUGAAAAAAAUGGCACUGGGCCAAGGAAAGGGCGUGUUUUCUGCACAGCAUGUGAAAAGACAUUUUAUGACAAAGGUACUUUGAAAAUACAUUACAAUGCUGUUCAUCUGAAGAUAAAGCACAAAUGCACAAUUGAGGGCUGCAAUAUGGUGUUUAGCUCUUUGCGUAGCCGGAAUCGUCAUAGUGCAAAUCCCAACCCCAGACUCCAUAUGCCCAUGAAUAGAAAUAACAGGGAUAAAGAUCUAAGAAGUGGUCUGACCAUUGCUGGACCUGGAGACAGUAAAAGGACAGAAUUUACAAUUUUGGCUCCGGAUAGCAGAAGUAUCACCAGCUAUGCCAGCUCCUGUACAGAUUCCAAAGGUCAGGCUGGAUUCCCCAGUAUUGGACAGAACGGUGUCCUCUUUCCAAACCUGAAGACGGUUCAGCCUGUGCUUCCUUUUUAUCGUAGUCCAGUCACACCAGCUGAGCUUGCCAAUACUCCAGGUACUCUUCCUUCUCUGCCUCUUGUUUCUUCCUCAAUACCAGAGCAGCUUAUUUCAAAUGAAUUGCCGUUUGACAUGCUACCCAAGAAGAAAUCUCGUAAAUCAAGCAUGCCCAUUAAGAUAGAGAAAGAAGCUGUUGAGGCACCUAAUGAAAGUAGUGAUGUUGCCAGUUCUGAAGAUGAUACACGUCUGCAAGUGGUAAGCGAUGGAGAGCUUGAGACCUGUGAGCAUAAGGUAGAGAAGCGGUUGAUCGACAGGGUGGAAAAGCACCCCCAUUCAGGUAAUUCGUGGAAAUCUGUCUCUGGGGUAGAGGGCCCAAAGUAUUUUGAAUCUGUCGUUGCGCCAAAUAACAAAUACAUCAAGGAUAUCUCUGAGAAUGAAUUGCAUCACUGUGAGAAAGAGGUUAAACCAGAAGAAAACCAACCAUUAAAAAUAGUUUCCCAUGAGAUUAUGUAUGAAGAUCAAAAACACCACCACAAUGAUGUUAUAAAACCAAUGACUGAAGCCCCCAUGUAUAUUAAAGAGCAGUCAAAGCACAGGAUUCCUAAAAAUGACUGCCCUGAAUUGCAACACCACUUGCUGACUGGGGGCUUUUUCAGCACUUUGUCAAACAGGGGUGCUGCCAUUCCUUGUUUUGAAGACUCUAAAGAUAUGGAUCAUGUCAGUCAACAUGCACUAGGGAUUCAGAAGGAAGAAAGCCGCUUUCAUUGUGACAUCUGUAAGAAGACUUUUAAAAACCCUUACAGUGUAAAAAUGCAUUUUAAAAAUGUACAUCUCAAAGAAAUGCAUAUUUGCACAGUUGAGGGCUGUAAUGCUGCUUUCCCUUCUCGUAGAAGUCGAGACAGACAUAGUUCAAACCUAAAUCUUCAUCAUAAGCUUCUGACUAAAGAUACACUGGAAUUCAACAACCAUUUCAAUGCAACAUACCUCUUGAAAGACAUGGCUAAGGAGUUUUGUCAAGAUGUCUCUUUAAAACAACAUGUCGAACAUACUUCUGUAAUCUUCAAAGGAAUGAACAGAACAGGCAGCUUGGUUUUUCCAGUGAGCAAAAUUAGAGAACCCUGUUCUGAGAGUUACGGAUACGAUCCGUUGAAUGAUGGAGCCGUUCUGGAUCUAAGCACUACUUCCAGCAUUAAGUCUGAGAGCAGUGCUCAUUCUUCUUGGGAUUCUGAUGGAGGAAGUGAAAUAUGCACCAUGCCCUUGGAUGAUAGUGAUGAAAGCUGUGAAGGACCCAGCCUAAUGCCUAAUGAUGAACUCUACCAAGACUGUACUUUAAUUGAGAAAGCUAAUCAAAACUUUGCAAAUUUGCCUUCCAGUUUGCCAAUAACUUGUCACAUAUGUCAAAAAACUUACAGUAAUAAAGGAACUUUCAGGGCUCAUUACAAAACUGUGCAUCUCCGCCAGCUCCACAAAUGCAAAGUCCCAGGUUGCAACACAAUGUUUUCAUCUGUUCGCAGUCGGAACAGGCACAGUCAAAACCCUAAUCUGCACAAAAGUCUGGCUGGGUCACCUACUAGCCUACAGUAA
Molecule: messenger RNA, 3094 nt
Organism: Apaloderma vittatum (bar-tailed trogon)
Lineage: Eukaryota; Metazoa; Chordata; Aves; Trogoniformes; Trogonidae
Gene: BNC1
Product: basonuclin 1
Exons: 5
Coding region: 137-3094 (985 amino acids)
Biological process (GO): regulation of transcription by RNA polymerase I
Cellular component (GO): nucleus
Source: RefSeq, a predicted model, not a curated record